AUGCUCCCACUCAGCCGGGUCCCUCCAGCAUGCUCCCUCACUCACCUGGAGCUGGGCGGCAUGCACCACGCCCUGGAGGAUAAUGCGUUUCAGAAGCUCAUGCUGGGUCCAGUUUCGCUCGUUCACUUGCGCCAUCUGUCAGUGUGGGGCAGCAGCAUCACCAACGCCUCUGCGCCUCUGCUCCUCGCCUUCCCCCGUCUGCUCUCCGCCAACCUUGCCUGGACUGCCCUCUCCCACCUCCCUGCCCACCCCUCCCUCACCACCCUCCACCUCUCCCACUGCCCCCUUGUUUCCAUUGGCUUCCCUCUCCCCUCCUUCUCAUCCUCUCCCUCCUCCUCUCCCUCCUCUCACUCCUCUCAGCCCUCUCCCUCCUCCCCACUCGCUCAUCUCGUUCUCUCUGGUGCCUCAAUCGCCCCUCCCUCCUCCCUCUUCCCUCCUCACCUCCUCGCCUCCCUCACUCACCUCGACCUCUCCCACUCGCGCGGCGCCACCCUUCCUCCUCCUCCCCACCACCCUCCACCGCACUCCACUGCUCUCCUACAACAUCACACCCCUCUCUGCGGGCUGCAGUGGCUACAAGCAGCGCUCUCCCUCACACACCUCGACCUCUCGGCUGCUGCUGUCUCUGACGCCCUUCUGCUGCACCUCGCUCACUCCCUUCCCCACACGUCUGUUCCACAAGGCACCACCACCACCCAUGGCGCAUCAGGAAUCGCCAGCAGCACCAGCAGCACCACCAGCAGCAGCAGCAGCACCAGCAGCAGCACCACCAACCCUACGCCCCAAGCAUUUCCUUGGCAGCACCUGUCACUCGCCUCCUCCCCCGACCUCUCCUCCAGGGGCCUGGCCGCGCUGCUGCUGCUCACCCCGCGCCUCACCUCGCUCUCCCUCGCCCACACUGCGGCGUCGAACGCGUGUUUGCCGCUGCUCGCAUCCCUGCCGCUCCUUUCCUCCCUCUGCCUCGAUGGCUGCCCCAUCUCAGCCUUCUGUCCCUGCCACCAACUGCGCCUCUCCUCACCGCACAUCACCGCGCACCACCUCCCCUCCCUCCGCCUGCACCCCUCAGUCCGCAUCCUCGACGCCUCCCUCCUCCCUUCCCUCUCCGCCCCACACGCCACGGCUCUUUCCAAUCAGCUCGCGCCACGUGUCACUGUGCUGCAUGCGUGUGACAACUGUAGCAGCCUCGGGGUGUGGAUGCUUCAGCAGAGUGCAGAGGAGAGGAAGGGAGGGCGCAGGGGAGGGAAGCAAGAGAGGAGGGGGAGAGAAGGGAGCAUGGAGAGCGAACAGGAGGGCGGGGUGGAGGGCGGGGUGGAGGGCGGGGUGGAGGGCGGGGUGGAGGGAGGGGAGGGGAGGGAGGCGCAGCAGGUGGAAGGAGGGCAGAGGGGGAAAGGGUCAGGUGGCAGUGAUGGAAAGAAGGAGCAGAGGGGGGAGCCUGGGAUGGGUGAGAUGCGGGCAUGUGGUGUGAUGGGCAGAUGGGCAUUAGGGGGCAGAUGCAGAGCAGAUGAGAGGCGCAAAUUCACCCCGGCUGAGCUUAAGUCGUUGCGAGGUGCUGCCCAGGCGCAGCAGCUGCCUGUGCCGUUGCCCCCGCAUCUUACCGGCAAGUGGUAA
This is a messenger RNA of Closterium sp. Yama58-4, 1608 nucleotides long. NCBI's taxonomy places the organism in Eukaryota, Viridiplantae, Streptophyta, Zygnematophyceae, Desmidiales, Closteriaceae. The record is from the annotation of a GenBank genome assembly.